This is a messenger RNA of Pangasianodon hypophthalmus (striped catfish), 466 nucleotides long. RefSeq names its product lymphocyte antigen 6 family member D (gene ly6d). The transcript is spliced from 3 exons. Lineage: Eukaryota; Metazoa; Chordata; Actinopteri; Siluriformes; Pangasiidae. The record is from RefSeq and is a predicted model, not a curated record. The coding region runs from base 108 to 338 and encodes 76 amino acids.
GUGUGACAUUGCUCUCAGGUCUCAGAGGAAACCGGUUUUUUGUGAGGUGUGACCAGAGUUAAUAAAAUGAUUGUACCAGAAACUGUGCCUUCAGACCAGCUGGCAUCAUGAAGCUUCUACUGUGUACCUUCAUCCUGGUGCUCCUGUGUAGCGCCUCUGUGCAUUCUCUGAAAUGCUUCACAUGUGAAAAUGGGAAUUGUAAGACCCCCACAGAAUGUCCAGCACACAGCAACUUCUGCAAAACUGUCUCAUCACCUGAUGAAUUCUCUCGGACUUGCGAGGAGUUCUGCGUCCCUGGAGUGAACACCUUCUGCUGUCAGGAAGACUUCUGCAGCUGAUGAGCAGCUCAUCAUAGCAAUGUAGCUUUACAAGAAUACAAUAUUCAAAGUAAUAAUCUAUAAUCUUACAAUACUUGUAUUAACUGACCCAAGUGAUUUAAAUGCAUAAAUAAAAAUCUACAACUUUA